Messenger RNA from Peronospora matthiolae, 3390 nucleotides. Lineage: Eukaryota; Oomycota; Peronosporomycetes; Peronosporales; Peronosporaceae. The record is from the annotation of a GenBank genome assembly.
AUGGCUCCAGCACGUCCUAAACGACCAAGCUAUGCAGGUCAAACCCGCGGCGGUAAAAAGCAGAAGACGAAAGGGACCCGCAACAAUCGGUGCCCUGACUUCACGGCCAAUGUAAGCGAGAGCUUCUGCAUCUCGGUCAACUCGGCUUUGCAGUCGCUGGUCCAGGGCGGCGAGCGAGCGGAACUGAGCUUCCCAGCCAGCUACGACAGCUCGCAGCGUUGCUAUAUCCAUGCGAUGGCCAGGAAGUACGGUCUCUUUUCCAAGAGUGCAGGCAGGAAAGACAAAGGCCGGUUCGUUCACGUGGCUGCAGUUAAGAAGAACGCAGCUAUGGAGAAAGUGUCGUUGCGGUUACAGUCGAUGCCGCUGAAUCCAGAGACGGUCACGUGGUUUCCACCUCGGAUACAGCAGUAUAUGGAAAACUACCCUGCUCCUUCUAUAGAGGAGGAGGGAGGUGCGGAUCCAUGGGGGGCCAAGAAAUUCACCUUUAUGGCGUCACCACCGAAAGCACAGCGUGGUCGAGAGGCCAUGUUUACGCCUCUGCCGCGUCGAGGCAGUCAAGAAGGACCAAAGAUCGUGCGGACUCCAUCUGUUGAAGCCACGAGACUGCCAGUAUACGGAUAUCGUGAGCAGAUACUGAAGCUGGUUGAGGAGAACCAGGUUGUGGUGCUAUCAGCGGAUACUGGAUGUGGCAAAUCGACGCAGAUUCCGCAGUUUUUGCUGGAUGAUGCCUUAGCACGCGGACGGAGCAACGAAACGAGGAUUAUUUGCACCCAACCACGACGAGUUAGCGCAAUGUCUCUUGCGUACCGAGUGGCGCAUGAACGCCCUGGACAGAGCCCUAAGGAAGUGGGGCACGCCAUUCGAUUCAAUUCGUCAUUUGAUGCGAAGAAGUCCAAGCUCAUUUUUUGCACGACAGGCACGCUGCUAAACUGGCUCUACAGUGAUCCAUGUUCGCGUGGCUUUUCGCACAUCAUUUUGGAUGAAGUGCACGAGCGAGACCAGUUUACCGAUUUCUUGCUCAUUCUUAUCAAGACGUCGAUUCUGAAGCAGAGACCGGACCUGAAGGUCAUUCUCAUGAGCGCUACUAUCCAAGUGGAAAAGUUUGCGCAGUAUUUUCAUCCAGAAUUCCAGCCACCUGUACUCCAGAUGGUGGGGGGUACGAACUUCCCGGUAUCUACGCUUUUCCUCGAAGAUGUUCUAGCGCUGCUGGAGAUCCACCGUACUUCGUCAUUGUCGGUUGUGAACAGUUUGCAAUAUGGUCCUGUUGGGGACGGAUCUGAGUGUCGAUCAGGAGGAAUGGCUGCGAAUAACGAGCUCGUGUGCUCAUUAUGCGGUUCUGCGGGUUUUGAAGAUGAAGUCGCGUUCGGCACGCACGUAGCAACUUGCUUUGGCGAGCCCGGUGUUGAUUUUGAAGCACCACUUAUUCCGGAACCAAAAAUCGCCCCAGUAGCAGUGCCUGUUUCUGCUAUGGGCGAUGUUCUGCAAGCUGCACUGAGUGGGAUAAGUGACAAGGCCAAACAAGCACUGCUUGUAUCGUAUACGAAGCGGCAAAACACACUGUAUGCAGACCAAGCCGUGGACUACGACUUGUUGCUACAGCUUCUUUUGAUUGUAAACGCUAUGUUCCCGCUCCAUCAAGAUGGAAAAGGAGCUAUUCUGGUAUUUCUUCCUGGUUGGCAAGAAAUCUCGUACAUGGAGCGCGCUCUCCUCAAAUCACCAGCGACGUCGGCAACCUACGAGAUUGCUUUUCUUCACUCAGGCUUGUCACCACAGGAGCAGCAUCGCGCGUUUGUGAUGCCACCGCCUGGAAAACGGAAACUGGUGUUGGCUACCAACAUCGCCGAAACCAGUCUUACUAUCGAAGAUGUGGUGUUUGUUGUAGACUGUGGUAAAUCCAAGCAGACGCAUGCGCUCGCUACGUCAUCGACGUCAUCUUUCGUGAUGGGCUUGCAAACUACUUGGAUCGCACGGGCGAAUUGUGUGCAGCGCACGGGUCGAGCUGGUCGUGUUCGCGCUGGUGUUUGCUUUCGCCUUUUCUCGAAGGCACGGUACGAAACAGCCAUGAAAGAGUUCGCGCCUCCACAGUUGCUUACGACUCCGCUAGAGGAGCUGUUGCUGCAAAUCGAGCUUCUUCGAAUGCAUGUACAGCUGACAACUAGCAGCUCCAAGGCAUUCCUUCUUGAGGCAAUGGACGCACCUAGCGAGGCCUCCAUCGAUGCUUCUCUGCAGCGACUGCAAGGGAUGAACGCACUUAAGAAGACCAAAAAACGGAACCAGGGCCUGACGCUGCUGGGCUGGUAUUUGGCGCACCUUUGCUCAGGUGGUGUAUCCGUGCAGAUGGCGAAGCUUCUCCUUUGGGGGCAUAUGUUUGGCUGUUUCGACGCUAUCUUGAUGACUUCGUGCACGCUGAGCGGAUACCGGGAUCCAUUCAUCAGUUUUCUUAGUAUGUCGAAGGAAGACAAACGCCAAGUCGACGCUGCGAAGAAAGCGUUUGCUCGCCAUGGGCUGCCACCAGGGCUUAUCCUACAGAGCGAUCAUUACGGUCUGUAUAAGGCGUUAGAGGCAUAUCUUGAAGUGCAGUCCUCCUCGAUGACAACCGAAGCUUUUUGUAUGAAGUAUAAAAUGGAUCGACAGACUUUGCACCAGCUUAGUGCGAUCUACAAGCAGUUGAAGCACGAUGUGGGCAGUAUGGGGUUGUCGACCACAACCCAGCUGGUGCCAACCCCCUUGCCAACAACCCCAGCGACAAUGGAAAGUGCUGCACAGUACGUGAUGGCACUCAGUGUUGGCAUGUAUCCAAAUGCGUUGUUCGCGCGUUCUGAUGUAGUGAAACCUUCCUGGACUACGAAAGAAAGAGUAAAAGUGAAGAUGGAUGGCACUUCCAUAGUGGCGUCGCCCUUUGCUGGUUUAACGAAAAAGCGUAAGCGUGGGCAUGACGAGACUGCGGGUGUGUGUGAAUGGCUCCUGUAUCAUGAAAUGGUGCAGUCCGGAAGUACUCGUACCGCGAAGUAUGGCACUAAGCUGCCGUCGCAUUUGCUGGAAGCACUUUUUCUGGGAUCGGUGGAAACGCAGGUGAUCGAGGAACAGAAAACUGUCGCGGCGAAAGGGGAACUUGCAGCGCCAAGCACGUGGUUACUUGUCUUGGACGAUUGGUUGACUUUCGAGAUCAACGAUGCCACUGGAGCGCGUUGGCUUGCACUUUUGCGGGAACGCUUGCAUGCCGCGUUCGUUCGUCACUUGGAACGACUGCAUGCAGGUUCCAAAUCAGGUGGGCGCGAAGCGUUGCCGGAGCCUGAUCAAAAGGUACGAGACCAUGACGUUGAGCUCGUCCAGGCUUUAAUUUCGUGGGUCUCCUCUGAUAUGGGUCAUAGAUCAAGGUGGAAGCCCUAG